AUGACGGGCCGAGGCCAAAACGGUGCAGACGAAUUCGAUGAUUUGACGAUCGAGGAGUUACGAGAAAAACUUCUUGAGAUAGAUCUGUCAGUGACGGGUAGCAAAGCAGUUUUGCUAAACAGAUUGAAGAGAGCACGUGAUGGAAAGGGUGAUAAAACACCAGAAGACUCAGAAGACGAUGAAUCUAAGACGAAAUCUAAGAAGAAAGAUGGAAAAGCAACAAUCAGCGAUGAUACAGGACUUGGUGCUUUAUCAGUGAAAGAAUUGAAGACGCAAUUGUCCGCUUUAGGGUGCAAAGUGAGUGGCAAUAAAGUGAAACUAGUGCAAAGAUUGAAAAUGGCACUAGAAACUCGUAAGAAUAAACCCAACGAGCAAGAAGAAGAAAAAAAUAGUGAUGAUGACAUUGAUGAGGAAAGUGACGAGGAAGAAGAGCCUCCAGACUUACCAGAGAACAGACGGGAACGCACAGUGGAGCGACGUUACUACAAAUCCCCAGUGUUGACGUUCAAAGACGUUGAGGACGCGCUUGGUAAAUUCAAGGGCGAAGGAAGUGAGAGCAUUCAUCGAUGGGUCUUAAAUUUUGAAGAGACAGCAGAAUUGUGUGAAUGGACGGAUGCGCAGAAAGUGAUUUAUGCCAAAAGAUUGUUAGACGGAUCGGCUAAAUUAUUUGUGAACUUUGAGUGUGAAGUGAAGACGUGGAAAAAGUUAAAGAAGUCUCUGAUUGACGAGUUUGCUAAAACCAUUAACAGCAAAGAAGUGCACAGGCAGUUGAGCCUGGCGAAGAAGAAAAAUGAUGAAACGUAUCAGACGUAUGUUUAUCGUGUUCUUGAAAUUGCCAGUCAUGCUGAUAUUGAAUUAGAAGCGAAAAUUCAAUACAUCAUUGACGGAAUUCAAGAUGAGGAGUCAAAUAAAUCAGUGCUCUAUGGUGCCAACUCUAUCAAAGAGUUGAGGAAGAAAUUAUUGCAUUAUGAGACUCAGAAAAUUAAUAGUAAGGGGAAAUCUAAUAAACCCCACACGAGUGAGAAAUCAAGUGAUAAGACGAGUGAUAAAACAAGUGACAAAGCUAGAAAGGGGGAAAAACCUCCCUUACAAAAUACAGACAAGAAAAAGAGGUGUUUUAAUUGUGGCUCAAGAGCUCACGUGAGUUUUGAGUGUCCUGAUAGAGACAAAGGCCCGAAAUGUUUCAAGUGUGGUGAGUUUGGGCACAAGUCUGACAAGUGUAAGAAAGAUGGCAAGCCGAGUGGUGCAGAUGGCCCCAGACCCAUAAAAGCACGUGUUGAUGUGUUGAAAACCGGUGAUAAAAAGACUUAUAAAGACGUAAAAAUAUUGAACAGAGUUGUGAAGGCAGUGUUGGAUUCCGGAAGUGAUUUGCAUUUGACACGGUCUAGUUUUUAUGUGAAACUCGGUGCACCUAAACUAGAAUUAGAGACAAUUCCGUUUGAGGGUGUGGGAUCGACCAUACAACAUACGUUGGGUCGUUUCAGAGCUGAAAUUUGUGUGGAUGAUUUGAAGUUUACUCUCAACUUCGAUGUGGUGCCUGAUGAAUUCCUUGGACAUGAUUUGCUGAUAGGUGCGGAAUUAUCAGAUUAUGCUGAAGUGAGAUUUAAAAACAGACAAGCGACUCUUGUGAAAAUUGAGGAAGAAAUAGACAAAGUGGAAACUGAUGACGUCGGAUGGAACGAAGUGCUGAACAUUAAUGUGUGUGUUAAACCUGGUGAGGAACAAGUGGUGUCAAUCGAUCAUGUGAAAAAUCCAGAAGUGAAAAAAGAGUUGAAAGAGCUGAUUGAGUCGUAUGAACCGAGGAAAGAGUUGGAUACAGGGGUGAAGAUGCAUAUUGUGUUGAAAGACGAUGAACCUGUUUUUCAGAGUCCUCGACGUUUAUCAGCUGAGCAAAACAAGAAAGCCAAUGGAAUAGUGAAAGGGUGGGUGGACGAUGGGAUAGCGAGGCCCAGUACAUCAAAUUUCGCUAGUCCAGUAGUGUUGGCGGAUAAGAAAAAUGGGGAUACAAGACUUUGUGGUGAUUACAGAUCUUUGAAUAGAAAAACAGUUAGAGACAGAAAUCCACUCCCGUUGAUUGAGGAUCAACUGGAUAGACUUCAAGACGCAAGAGUGUUCGCGACAUUGGACUUGAAAGACGGAUUCUUUCAUGUACCAAUCGAUGAAGAAAGUAUUAAAUACACGGCGUUCGUGAUUCCGGAUGGCCAGUAUGAGUUUUUGAAAGUUCCCUUUGGAUUGUGCAAUUCACCAGCAGUUUUCCAAAGACAUGUGAGGGCUGUUUUUCGGAAAUUGAUUCAAGAUGGUUCAGUGUUAGCAUAUUUAGACGAUUUAAUAAUCCCUGGAAAAGAUGAAGAGGACUGCCUGAAGAAAUUAAAAUCAGUGUUCGAGACCGCGAGCAAAUACGGUGUGGUUUUUAAUUGGGCAAAGAAUUCUUGGUACCACGUGUGGAGUAUCUUGGGUACAUCAUUGAGGCAGGGCAGUACCAACCCUCGCCUAAAAAGACAGUUGCAGUCAAAGGCGGCAUUUGAGAAAUUGAAGUUUGCAUUGGUAGCGAGUCCAGUGCUGAAGCUGUAUCGAGUCGGUGCUGAGACCGAGCUACAUACAGAUGCCUGCAUGGGUGGUUUGGGGGCAAUGACUACACCAGCUGAGGAGAAAUACACAAGUUACANCUGA
Diachasma alloeum is the source of this 2670-nucleotide messenger RNA. RefSeq lists its product as uncharacterized. Bases 1 to 2670 code for a protein of 889 amino acids. The record is from RefSeq and is a predicted model, not a curated record. Lineage: Eukaryota; Metazoa; Arthropoda; Insecta; Hymenoptera; Braconidae. The transcript is spliced from 2 exons. Gene Ontology annotation, molecular function: zinc ion binding; nucleic acid binding.